Molecule: messenger RNA, 3894 nt
Organism: Engraulis encrasicolus (European anchovy)
Lineage: Eukaryota; Metazoa; Chordata; Actinopteri; Clupeiformes; Engraulidae
Gene: ap2m1b
Product: adaptor related protein complex 2 subunit mu 1b
Exons: 11
Coding region: 227-1540 (437 amino acids)
Biological process (GO): clathrin-dependent endocytosis; intracellular protein transport
Cellular component (GO): cytoplasmic vesicle; AP-2 adaptor complex
Molecular function (GO): clathrin-cargo adaptor activity
Source: RefSeq, a predicted model, not a curated record
UCGUGUCAGCUGACGGGGAGGCUUCGAAGGAGGGAGCGGUCGACAUCUUGAAUAAGGGCAGAUGACUGAAACUGACCGUCAGACAAAGCAAGACAGGGAGCAUCGUUUCGAGUGACCGGCGAGGGUUGCGAAUUCUCGUUGUGGUGAACGACGACAGCCCUGUCAAAGGGUGUGUGAGGGAAUCAGUAGUUCCAUGAUGUCUCAUGAAGACUGAGCACUCGCCACCAUGAUCGGAGGACUGUUCAUAUACAACCACAAGGGGGAGGUGUUGAUCUCCCGCGUUUACCGGGAUGACAUAGGGCGUAAUGCAGUGGACGCGUUCCGCGUGAACGUGAUCCACGCCCGGCAGCAGGUGCGCUCCCCCGUCACCAACAUAGCGCGCACCAGCUUCUUCCACGUCAAGCGCUCCAACAUCUGGCUGGCGGCCGUCACCAAGCAGAACGUCAACGCCGCCAUGGUCUUCGAGUUCCUCUACAAGAUGUGCGACGUCAUGACGGCCUACUUCGGCAAGAUCAGCGAGGAGAACAUCAAGAACAACUUCGUGCUCAUCUACGAGCUGCUGGACGAGAUCCUGGACUUUGGCUACCCCCAGAACUCUGAGACUGGAGCGCUGAAGACCUUCAUCACCCAGCAGGGCAUUAAGAGCGCGGUGAGUAGCAAGGAGGAGCAGUCCCAGAUUACCAGCCAGGUGACUGGGCAGAUCGGCUGGCGUCGCGAGGGCAUCAAGUACCGCCGCAACGAGCUCUUCCUGGAUGUCCUGGAGAGUGUCAACUUGCUCAUGUCACCUCAAGGUCAGGUCCUGAGUGCGCACGUGUCGGGCCGCGUGGUCAUGAAGAGCUACCUGAGCGGCAUGCCCGAGUGCAAGUUCGGCAUGAACGACAAGAUCGUCAUCGACAAGCAGGGCAAAGGAGGCGGCACUGACGAGGCGGGCAAGAGCACUGGGAAGCAGUCCAUAGCGAUCGAUGACUGCACGUUCCACCAGUGUGUGCGCCUCAGCAAGUUCGACUCUGAGCGCAGCAUCAGCUUCAUCCCUCCGGACGGGGAGUAUGAACUCAUGAGAUACCGCACCACUAAAGACAUCAUCCUGCCCUUCCGGGUCAUCCCCCUGGUGAGGGAGGUGGGCCGCACCAAGCUGGAGGUCAAGGUGGUCAUCAAGUCCAACUUCAAGCCCUCCCUGCUGGCACAGAAGAUUGAGGUGCGCAUCCCCACUCCCCUCAACACCAGCGGGGUGCAGGUGAUCUGCAUGAAGGGCAAAGCCAAAUACAAGGCCAGUGAGAAUGCCAUCGUCUGGAAGAUCAAGCGCAUGGCGGGCAUGAAGGAGUCCCAGAUCAGUGCUGAGAUUGAGCUGCUGCCCACCAACGACAAGAAGAAGUGGGCCAGGCCACCCAUCUCCAUGAACUUUGAGGUGCCGUUCGCUCCGUCGGGCCUGAAGGUGCGCUACCUGAAGGUGUUUGAGCCAAAGCUGAACUACAGCGACCACGACGUCAUCAAAUGGGUGCGCUACAUCGGCCGCAGCGGCAUCUACGAGACUCGCUGCUAGCCCCCCCACGACCGCUCCCUCUCUCUUCCCCAACACUGACCACGCGGGGAGAGGAGGGCCUAGGGGUGCGACGGAGGUUGCAUGGAUGGAUGGAUGGAUGGAUGGAUGGAUGGACUGAUGGAGAUGGAACACCACGGAAAAAAGGAGUGCAAGAAGAGCGAAAAUGGCAAGCUGGGGUUUUCAAACCACCCCCUUUUUCCCUCUCCCCUGCUCCUCCUCCUCCUCUUCCUCUUCUCCUCCUUCCUCCUCGUCCUCCUCCCUAUCCUUACUUGAUCAUCUCCUUCCCUCAUCGUGGGAGCUGUCUGCAGCACACGCCUGACGGAAAACAAAACAAAACGACAAGUCCUGACUAACAGGAGAAGAGAAGGCAUUCCUUGAAGAUAUCCCGGGGCGGAUGUCCGUUUACAUGGAGCUACUGCAGACUUUGUAUUACAGGGAGAAUGGGGGGGUGUGCGUCAACCAAUGAAAACACUGAAAUGAAGUUUUGGGGUGGUGUCCAUCUUGUGGGAGAUUUAAAAAGAAAUCAAAUGAAGACGAAAAGAAGGGAAAACGCAAAAUGAAGAAAUGGUGUCUGAAUGGGAACACCCAGUGUUUGCUUGGGGAAAAACGGCUCGCCAACAUCAUCCACCCUGAUGUCCCUCAGAAAUUCCUUCCUCUAAAGUACUCCCUUUCCCCAUCAAGUCCCUUCCCUUAGCUCUGUAGUGAAGAUGUGCUUCCUGACCCAGGCCUAGUGAGUUUGAGGGGCUUUUCAGUUAGUUCCUGUGCCAUUCAGCACAUAACCUGCCAACCCAACCCAACGCAACUCCCCCAGACCCCAUUACAUCUACUAUGGUGGUAAUCGACCCUUUAGCCUGUAGUGUGUUUGACUAGUAAAGCCAAUUGCCCCCCCCCUCCUUCCUCCCACACCAUCUCAAUUUUUUUGUAUGCCAUUUUUCAAUUGAGUGUAUCGGCAAGAUAUUUUGUCUGCGUUGCAUUUUUGUAUGGUUGUGUUUUUGUUGUGCAACAGCCUCUUCUUGAUCUCUUGGAUGUUGUUAUCAAUGCCAUGUCACCUGUCGGUCUUCAUUUGAUGUCAGCGCCCCCACCCUCUCCCCUACAUAUUUUUUUUUUUCUUUUUUUUUCUUCAAAGUAGCAGUUAAGGCGUCAGUCAUUGCUACAAAUCUAGCCUACUGGAAAUGUGACGUCACACCAUUUUCUGCUACAUUGUUUUUGUCUUCUUUUGUAGAAAAUGCUUUCGUUUUGUUUUUUCGUCUUGCUUUUGUUUUAUACGUGCAGUUUUUUUUCUCUUUUUGUGACCAAAAUGUCUACAGUGGGAGGAAGAAGAAAUGUUAAAAACAACAAAAAAAUAAGUGUAUAUAAAUAUUACAAAUGCAUAUUAUACAUAGAUAUGAGAAGGCAGAGUUUAAAAGAAAAAAAGCUGAGUUAAACCAGAGUAUCUGCUGUGUCAGUUGUAUUGUUGUGUAUGAGUCUAUCGGGCUGGUUUGUGUGUGUAUAAUGUGUGUGUAUGUAAGUGUAUGUGUGUGGAUUCUGAGCUCCUUCAUCCGAGACCUUCUCCACAUCUCUCAGGGGUUAAAAAGAGUCUGCCCUCCCCCCUCUCACACACCCCUGUUCCCCAGUGCUUGAAAAUCUCACUUUGCCUUUAGUGAGCUCAGCACUGUGUGAGCCUUCGGAGAGCCCGUAGUAGUCCUCACCAAGACUCUGCACUGCACUGCACUGAUAACCUCCGUCUUUAUCCCACACGUUUACAACUGUCCAUUUGGGGGACAUCGAUCUUCGAAAUUCCUCUCUCGACACAGCACUUAACUGCAUCCCCAUCUUGAAUGGGUGGGGGGGGGACUCAUCCAAAAUGCCAAGGGCACCCAUCCCUCUUUUAAAAGGGUUUUCUUUCUCCUCUUCCCCAGCUAUACUUUCUAACACGAAUCAUGAAUUUGGCUUCAUCAGUGUCACAGCCCUUUGAAAUAUUCAGCAGGGUUGAGGAAGAGGAAGGGAGCACACGAGGCCUGGCACUCGACUAUACUGUAGUCUUCUGAAACAUUCAUUUUUUUGCCCUCACUACGAAAAAGCAGCCCUUCACAGCCAGUUUUAACCUUACUAUUACACACUACGGUUUUACUGGCUACUGUUGGACCGCAUCACUACAAUGUUAUUACUACAGUCAGUGUCCCUGCCUUACAUUCUCAACUUAAACACACUGAUUUGGCUUGUCCUUGUCUUCUUAACUAUACUGCCCUGAGUGAUGGUGAGUUGUUUGUCUUGGCGGACUCAUCGUCCACGUUGACCUACGUGUCUGAUCUUCAUUUGGUAACUUUGUGACUGUCCAGUUGAUCCUAACAAUAAAAGCGAAGUAACCAGCUAUA